Thecamonas trahens ATCC 50062 is the source of this 1551-nucleotide messenger RNA. Its product is annotated as nucleotide binding protein. Gene Ontology annotation, molecular function: protein binding. Gene Ontology annotation, cellular component: site of double-strand break; nucleus. The transcript is spliced from 3 exons. NCBI's taxonomy places the organism in Eukaryota, Apusomonadida, Apusomonadidae. Gene Ontology annotation, biological process: regulation of DNA double-strand break processing. The coding region runs from base 1 to 1551 and encodes 516 amino acids. The record is from RefSeq and is a predicted model, not a curated record.
AUGAUCGGCCCGCCUCGCCCGCCGCCUCCUCCUGCUGCGCCAACUGCGCCUGCUGCUGACUCGGACUCGGACUCAGACUCGGACUCAGACUCGUCAGACUUUGACGCCGUUGCUAUGUUCUCGAUUCCCCUCUCAGCCUACGCCUGGAUGUCACGCACCGCGCCUGCUGCCAUCCCUCCGCCCCGUAAUCCCGCCUCUGGCACGCCCGAGCCGCCCGAGAAUCCAGCCGCAACGGCUCAUGCUCGCAUGGUCUCGGCCUUGGCAGCUCCGACAUCGGCAGAUCGCCUCUGGUCCGGCGCUAUUGAUGGCUCGGUCCGGGUCUACGACUUUGGCCUCCUUGGUGCCGGCCUCUCGUCCAUGCGCGUCUUUCAGGCUGCUGACAACUCGCCUUCCAUCUUUACACUGCACGACGCGGAUGGUUCGCGGCUGGCUGCGUCGACCAUCGGUGAUCCGUACAUCCGUGAUCAGCGCAUGACAACCGGCCACACGGGCUCGAUCUGCAACGCGGUUUUUGUCUCGUCUACGCGCGUUCUCUCCGGAUCCAUGGAUGGUACUGUACGCCUAUGGGACGCGUCGGGAUCCAGCAAUGCCCGCCAAACCCUGGUCAUGCGCACCAAGUCGACGACUGGCACCCGAACCGCUGUCUCCCACAUUGCCACCAACGCCGACGGCACCCGCUUCUUUGCUGGCUGCGCCGAUGGCUCGCUACAAGUCUUUGACCCGCGCGCGAACCUUACCAAACCUACGGCUCUCGUCAUCAACAAGAUGCACGGCUCGCAUACCCCACAGCUCUCGGCCCGCCCGCUCUUUACCCGUCCGUCCUCGGGCUCGGCCUCCAUUCCCGGCGGCAACAUCACGUCCAUGCUCGUAUCUGCUGACGACCGUCUGUUUGUCGCGCGCGCCCAAGACGACUCACUUCGCAUCUGGGAUGGCCGCAAGGUUGAUCGCCCAAUCAAGGUCUUUGCCGGCCUGGCUGCACCCAUCGAGUUUGCCGGCCUGGCCUUCUCGCCCAUGGAGGCCCUCAUCUGCCUCACCACAGGCUCGACCGAUGCCGCGCCCGCUCGCGCCGUCUUUGUUGACACCGUCACCUUUGAUGUUGUCCAUCAGGAGCCUCUCUCGUCGCGGACACAUGCAGGGCCUAUUCUCUAUCCUGAACCGCUGAAGCAGAUGUUCGUCGGCAUGGGCGACGGAUCGCUUCUCGCUCUCUACGACGAGCAGAUCUCGUGCGGCGGUGUCAAGCGAGGCGUGCGCGUCAAGGCCCCUGUUCGCGACGCCUCGGACACCCUGGUCUUUCUUCCCGACGUUGUGGAUCCGACCGCCGGCGCCGAAGGCCCUCUCGCCGGCAAGGGCCACUCGGGCAAGCUCGGCAUCUCCCACGCCCGUGCCGUCAUCGAAAAGGCCGGCGCCGCCGCUUCCCUCAACAAGCCCUACCUCAUGCAAGACCCACAAGAAGCGCUCCGCAAGUAUGCCACCGCUCCGCCGUUACCUUCUACGUCGUCCCAGCAAGCCGAGCCCGAUCUCGAGCCGCCAGCCAAACGUGCCAAGCAUUGA